CCACCUACCAGCCCCAACGGCAGCCGCUCUUUCUCUCUUUCUGCGUGUGUGUGUGUGUGGCUCCUACCCACUGUUCGCUGCGUGCCUGCUGUCUGUCUUUUCUACGGCAUCCUUACCCCCGGCCGCCAAACCACCGCCCUGACCUUUUUUUUGCCCCUACCUCCUACCACAGCACUACCACUGGCUGCUCACCAACGACUCAGCACCUCUGCUUACUUUGCUUGCACCAUCCAUUUGAACAGAAAAAGAAAACACAUACUUACUCACCUGCUCCCCCAGACACCAGCUCUGCGCAACUUGUUAUACCCCAUCCAUCCUACCUCACGAGCACGCAUUGAACCAACCUGCACGCACAUCUGCACGCCCGCACCCACGCACGCACCUUCACGUCAGCCUCCGCGUCUUUCUUCACGACCGCCUUCACACUCCCUAUCGCUCGCUCCCGCCACCUGUCACCCGUCUGUCUGUUUGUCACCAUUGAGACAUGCGCGCCUCUUGUUAGAUCUGUCUGUCGCCCACUCCGUCCUGGCCCAUCUCUAUUCCCAACGCCCCGUCGUCGUCCUCCUGCUGCUGGAUUCUUCGCUCGCCCUCCCUCCAUCUUCGCCCAACACUGCGCCUGCGUGCUCGUUGCCGCCGCUCUCUCCUACCCUACUUCGACGCCUCGGAAUGCGUUUCUGAGCGCGGCCAAAGUUUCGUUGACGCCGCCCCUAGCGCACACCCGCCAACAUGUCGUUUCUCUUUGGGAAGAAGAACAAGUCCUCUGCCGCCAACGCUGCGAGGGACUCCCCUAGCGCACUGCCGCCUGCCACUCGCGACAUCUCCUCGUCCCAAGGUCCACCUGCACAGGUCCCUGCGCCUCGAGAUGCCGAAAAACCUCGCGGUCCUGUUCAGGCCGCCACUCCUGUCGGUGGGAGUGCGAACAAUUCCUUUUCAUCAUUACAGAACCAGGGCACCACUGCCAGCCCCGAGCCUUCGAUGCGCAAUCGUGGAGAACCGAGAGAUCCUCGUAAUGAACCGUCUCCGUAUCCUUGGUCCUACCGCCGCUUGAAUUUCACCACAUCUGCCGCUCCCUUUCCGCGCUACGGUGCUGCCAUAAAUGCCGUCUCCAGCAAAGAUGGUACCAUAUAUCUCAUGGGAGGCUUGGUUGCCGGUGCCACUGUCAAGGGCGAUCUGUGGAUCACGGAGAUGGGAAAUGGCAGCAUGGCAUGUUAUCCGAUAUCUACUACAGGUGACGGGCCAGGCCCCAGAGUUGGUCACGCCAGUCUUUUGGUAGGCAACGCCUUCAUUGUCUUCGGUGGUGACACAAAAUUGGAAGAUAACGACGACUUGGACGACACUCUAUACCUUCUGAACACAUCAACAAAACACUGGUCGAGAGCAUUGCCUCAGGGCCCACGGCCUACGGGGCGAUACGGCCAUACACUAAAUAUUCUGGGGUCUAAGAUUUACAUUUUCGGUGGCCAGGUGGAAGGACAUUUCUUCAACGACCUCGUUGCUUUCGACCUCAACUCUCUGCAGUCCUCCACGAGCCGUUGGGAGGUACUCAUACCGAACCAAAAGGAGGGUGCGGUAUCAUCUCCAACGGGCCGUUCACCACCUGCGAGGACGAACCACUCGGUUGUCACCUGGAACGACAAGCUGUAUCUUUUUGGUGGUACUGAUGGUAUUAACUGGUUCAACGAUGUGUGGACCUAUGAGCCUCGUACCAACUCAUGGUCUGAACUGGAUUGCAUUGGAUAUAUUCCUGUUGCACGUGAGGGACACUCCGCAACGCUUGUCAAUGAUACCAUGUACAUCUUUGGUGGUCGUACUCAGGAGGGUGUAGACCUUGGAGAUCUUGCAGCUUUCCGGAUAUCAUCCAGGCGCUGGUACAUGUUUCAAAACAUGGGCAGUUCUCCUUCCCCUCGAUCAGGUCACAGUAUGACUGCUUUCGGUAAACACGUUAUUGUUCUAGGCGGUGAGCCCUCUUCCUCCGCCGCCGACAAGAACGAGUUGAGUUUGGCAUAUGUCCUCGACACAUCCAAGAUUCGGUACCCGCCAAAUGAGGCACCCCCACCGCAACAAGCUCCCAAUGAACCGGUCCGCAAAUUAAGUGGCGGCGAGAAAAGCAACAUACCGCAAGGUAAAGCCGGUACUCCAGCUGCCCGCGAAAGCAUGAUGCCCAGACCUCAGCAACCCGGUGUCCAAGAUCCCACGAUGAACGGAAUGGCCCCAGGAGGAUCGCGCUUACCCCGCGUAGCUGGACAAGCACCCUCUGGGCCACCUCCUAUGCAACAGCCUCCGCAACCCAGAGCCAACGGCGCUCGCAGCAGAACCCCCACUAGAGGAGAACGGGGAUACGGCCCACCUGUCGAUACUCGAGCUGCUUCAUUUGAUCGCGACAACAGGUCCCCUAGCAGAACCCGGGAGUCUCCAUUGACGGGGGAAGCACGUAACCAGCCUCACAACGAAAAGGUUUUGAACGGCUCACGGAAACCAUCAGACGGUCCCAGUAGGGAACCCAAGGAAUCUAUGGACACAUCACGAUCGGGUAGCCUGCUGUCGCGUAACACUUCAAAGUCACAUCGCACACAGCAGAGCCUUGACAGCAUUGAGCAAGGUGUGACGAGACAGUCGACCGAGACUUCGCAGCGUGGACCUAGCCGCCAGGAUCAACGUUUGGUUGAUAGCGGUCUAGGCGCAUCUCCCGCCAUGGUACAGCAGAACGACGAGCUAGUCCGCGAACUCGAGACUGUGAAGAGUAAGAACGCUUGGUACACCUCUGAGCUUGCACUCGCUCGCAAGGCAGGAUACAACCCGGGAAUGGCCACUAGCCCAGUUCUAGACGAGCGAUCGGCAGAUGCUUUUGGAGAUGAAGACAGGCCUUUACUCGAAGCAUUGCUGAAGAUGAAGAGUGAGCUGGAGCGGGUCCAAAAUUCCAUCAAAACACAAGGACAAGACGCCGCCAAGAGGAUCGCUGAAGUGGAGAGGCAACGAGAUGCUGCUAUCGGUGAAGCUAUUUACGCCAAAACAAAGCUGGCUGCACAUGGUGGCGGUAGCCAAGCUGGUACACCUCAGCCCGACGGUGUACGAAGUACAGCGACGCCGGAUAUGGACCGUGUAACCGAUAUCAACAGACGAUUAGCUGCCUCGCUGGCUGCUCAGAGCGAACUGUCCUCCAAGGUCGAUAAGCUCAAUAACGAGAUUGCUGCCGAGCGCAAAGCGAAGCAACUGGCCGAUGAGACUGCGGAAGCUGCCCAACAGCGUGUCAAAGAGUUGGAUUCCACCCGACAAAAGAAUGCCGCGGAAUGUGAAAGCCUUCGAGACGCUCUUCACGAAACGGAGCGCGUAGCACGAGAAUCAUCUGUCAGCGCAGCCGAGGCCGAAGCACAAUCAAAGCUGCUGGCUGUGGACAAGUCUGAAUUGAGCGCCAAGCUCAACAAGAUUACCGAGGAGUCCAGGAAUCACAGCGCUAUUUUACAAUCGCUUCGUGAAGCGUUGGCAGGGUCGUCCGAUAAGUCAACUCUGUUGGAAAAGCAAUUGGAGGAGGAGAGGUUCCAACGAGAGAACAUGCGACAAAAACUCACGCAACUGCGCGCAGAGCAUGAGGACCAAACGACCGAACUCGAAGCCGCAGCACAGAAACUUCGAGAUACCGAGGAACUUGCUGAGAAAUAUGCGGAGGAGGCACGCCUUCAUCGCACUGCAGUUCUAUCAGGCCUUGGACAAAUUGCAGAGCGUGACGUCGCUGUCAGUGAUGUGGCAAAUGAGCGUGUUCAGAUCCUUCAGCAGCAGGUCGAGGCCGCCAAUGUCAUGGUACGCAAGAAUCAGACAGCAGCAGAUGCAGCAUCCGAGAAGUUGAGAAGGGCAGAGGAACGAAUUGCGGGUCUCGAAGCCUAUCAAGAACAGUCAAGCCGCGACGGUCUCAGCAUUCGCAAGCAACUACAACAGGCCAUGCGAGACAUGCAAGCGUCUGAUGCCGAGAAGGCCGAGAUCACUCAACAGCACCAGCGUUUGCGACUUGAGAGCAAUGCUUUUGAAGUUCAGCUGAAGACCUUAAAGAAUCUGCUGGAAGAGCGAGGUGUAAACGCUGUAGAUGCACGACGCUCGAGGGUCUUGGAUAGCCCCAGCUCACGAUUUGGCACUCCGGACAUCAAUCGCGUGCGAGAGCUGGAACAGCAGAUUGAUUCUAUGAACAAAGCGCAUGAAGAGGUGCGUGCGGCAUACGAGCAACGCGACUUCGAGUCCAACAGAGAGUGGGAGGAGAAGCUACAGGCGCUACACAACGAUCACCAGGCUGCUGUGAAGUACCUUCGUGGAACCGAAAAGAUGCUUGCCAAGUUGAACCAAGAGCUUGAACGUCACAAGAACGAAAAGAGGAAGCUCGAGGAGGAACUCUCGCACGUGCGGCAAGCUUCGCGAAGCCCCACCAAAGAACAGUCUGCGGAAUGGGCAGCCGAGCGCGCAUCUCUACAGUCCGAGCUUUCCGCUGUACAAGACAAGCUGAAGUCGACCGCCGCUCGUUUGGAGGGUCAAAUCGCGUCAUUGCAGUCUGAGCUUGCAUCGACUCGCCACGAGGUGGAGACAGCUGCCAAGAAAUUGAAAGAAAGCGAGUCGUCGGCCGAGCAAUCUCAAGCGCAACUAGAAACGCUACGACGCAACAACGCCGAUCUUGAAGAGCGCGCUCGUGAAGCGGAGGAUCGCGUCCAGAUGUUCCUCACUCAGUUCGAGACCUCUGUCGACAACUACCGUCGUCAAUCGCAAAUUCCUGCUGGAGCUACUAACGGUCAUCAUCGUGCUCACGACAGCAUCGCAUCUGGGGAAUCAUUGUACAGUGAUGGCCACGACGGCGGUUCAAGCACACCCGAGGCUACAGCGCCCGACUCAGCAGUGACGCGCAACUCAAUGGCUCUUGACAGCCUUGCAUCCGAGCUGGACGCGCUGAGAAGCAAUUGGGAAACCACUAACAAGGCUUACCGCCUGAGUGACCGCUUUGACUUUGAAAAGACGCCAACCAGCGAGAAACACAACCUUCCAGAUUCCUUCUCCUCGUGGAGACCGCAGAUGGAAUUCGACGAUGACAAUGAUGACGAUAUCAAGAAACCAGCUGGCAUGUCCACCCCUGCCGCAGCAGCAGCACCAUCUACACCUUCUGCAUCGACGCCAACACCAUCAACAGCCUCGGCGUCCACUCCGACGCCCGCAUCUGUAUCGGCCAGCGCUGCCGCACCAUCAGGGCCAGGAGGCUCUGCCAUGAUUUAGCUACCAUGAGGCGUUUUGUCUGUUCCGAUUUCUUUGGUCUCUUCCUCCCUUCCUCC
Periconia digitata is the source of this 5297-nucleotide messenger RNA. Lineage: Eukaryota; Fungi; Ascomycota; Dothideomycetes; Pleosporales; Periconiaceae. The record is from the annotation of a GenBank genome assembly.